Messenger RNA from Crotalus tigris (Tiger rattlesnake), 1290 nucleotides. RefSeq names its product cysteine and glycine rich protein 3 (gene CSRP3). Gene Ontology annotation, biological process: sarcomere organization; cardiac muscle contraction; muscle tissue development. The transcript is spliced from 6 exons. The record is from RefSeq and is a predicted model, not a curated record. Lineage: Eukaryota; Metazoa; Chordata; Lepidosauria; Squamata; Viperidae. Gene Ontology annotation, cellular component: nucleus; Z disc; cytoplasm. Gene Ontology annotation, molecular function: actinin binding; structural constituent of muscle. Bases 188 to 772 code for a protein of 194 amino acids.
UAUUUUAAGCUACCUGAUAGCAGUAACAUUGCUCACAUGCCCCUAUCCCAACUUACACAGCCCGCCUCCCCUGGAAAAUAUUUAAAGUCAGCUGGAUCUUGGCUUAGUCUCUUCAAAAAGAUAAAGAAGACAAGAAAAUACGUACAUUUCCUUCUUAUGACAACUCAAGCCAACUGAAAUUUCAAGGAUGCCAAAUUGGGGAGGUGGAGCCAAAUGUGGUGCAUGUGACAAAACAGUCUACCAUGCUGAGGAAAUUCAGUGUAAUGGACGGAGUUUUCAUAAGACCUGUUUCCUAUGCAUGGGUUGCCGAAAAGCUCUGGACAGCACAACAGUAGCGGCUCAUGAAUCUGAAAUCUAUUGCAAAACAUGUUAUGGGAGGAAAUAUGGUCCCAAAGGGAUUGGCUAUGGGCAAGGCGCCGGUUGUCUCAGCACGGACACAGGAGAUCAUCUGGGGCUGGAUCUACAGCAGCACUCACCAAAGCCAGGUCGUCCUUCUACCCCUACCAACCCUUCAAAAUUUGCCAAAAAGUUUGGAGAUGUAGAAAAAUGUCCUCGUUGUGGAAAGUCAGUGUAUGCUGCAGAGAAGAUAAUAGGAGGAGGAAAGCCUUGGCACAAGACCUGCUUCCGAUGUGCUAUUUGUGGAAAAAGUCUAGAAUCUACAAAUGUUACAGACAAAGAUGGAGAGAUUUAUUGUAAAGUUUGCUACGCAAAGAAUUUUGGCCCUAAAGGAAUUGGAUUUGGUGGCCUUACUCAAGUUGAGAAGGUGGAAUAAAAUGCCAUGCUAAGAUCUCAUUUAGGUCUAUCUAAAUAAGUAACAAUGAAAGGUUUAAUUUCUUACACAGUGGUUAUAACGUUGUGGGAAAUCAUUUUUGAAAAACAGCAUUUCAUUCCUGAGCAAGAGAACUCCAGAACAUUAAGAUGUGGACUAUUCAUAAAUAAUUUUUGAAUCAAAAUUCUGGUUAUUUUAUCAAGAUAAUCGCACAGACAAUCCUGACACUGUUAUUUUUAGAGUUGUGCUAAUUAAGCAAAACUCAAUUCCUAUUCUUUAUCAAACAUCAAAUGAAACAUCAACCAAAUGAAGAUAGAACAUGAAAUAUAGGCAAGUCUACCAGCAAGUAUAAUCUCUAUAUUAUUUUUUAAUUUUAAUCCUCUCAAAACUUUGUUGUCUUUUUUGGGAAAAGCUGAUUGGUUAUUCCAUCUUUAAGCAUAUUUUACUGAAGACCAGCACUACUUAUAAAUGUGCUGUACUGCAUAAAAGAUAGAAGUGUAAUUAAAUUGUGAGCACUAAAA